This is a messenger RNA of Pelobates cultripes (western spadefoot toad), 783 nucleotides long. Lineage: Eukaryota; Metazoa; Chordata; Amphibia; Anura; Pelobatidae. The record is from the annotation of a GenBank genome assembly.
AUGUCUUCCUACCUCUACCUCCACUACGUCUUCCUACCUCUACCUCCACUACGUCUUCCUACAUCUACCUCCACUAUGUCUUCCUACAUCUAUCUCCACUACGUCUUCCUACAUCUACCUCCACUACGUCUUCCUACAUCUAUCUCCACUACGUCUUCCUACAUCUACCUCCACUACGUCUUCCUACAUCUACCUCCACUACGUCUUCCUACAUCUAUCUCCACUACGUCUUCCUACAUCUACCUCCACUACGUCUUCCUACAUCUAUCUCCACUACGUCUUCCUACAUCUACCUCCACUACGUCUUCCUACAUCUACCUCCACUACGUCUUCCUACAUCUAUCUCCACUACGUCUUCCUACAUCUAUCUCCACUACGUCUUCCUACAUCUAUCUACAUUGUCUCUUAUAUCUAUCUCCACUACGUCUUCCUACAUAUAUCUCCACUACGUCUUCCUACAUCUACCUCCACUACGUCUUCCUACAUCUACCUCCACUACGUCUUCCUACAUCUAUCUCCACUACGUCUUCCUACAUCUACCUCCACUACGUCUUCCUACAUCUAUCUCCACUACGUCUUCCUACAUCUAUCUACAUUGUCUCUUAUAUCUAUCUCCACUACGUCUUCCUACAUAUAUCUCCACUACGUCUUCCUACAUCUAUCUCCACUACAUCUUCCUACAUCUAUCUCCACUAUGUUUUCCUACAUCUAUCUGCAUUGUCUCACAUCUGUCUCCACUACAUCUUCCUACAUCUAUCUCCCUCGUCUCCUAAAUCUAACUAA